CAGGAGCAUAAACAGUGAAUUAACUUGGGAGCCCAUCUCUUGUUGUGAGAUGGCUGUUGAAAAUAUCACCCUGGACUCAGCCGAAAACUCUCCAAACCAGAGCAGCUGUGAUGUGUUUAUCUACCAAAGAGCUGCCGUAGUCCUCUUCCCAAUUUUCUACUCUGUGGUUUUCAUUAUCAGUGCGAGUGGAAACAGCUUGGUACUCUUUGUGAUCUGCCAGAGGAAACAGAAGUUUAACUCCACCUCAAUCUAUCUGGUCAACCUAGCACUAUCUGAUACCCUGUUCACACUGGCAUUGCCUGGCAGAAUUAUUUACUACAUCCGUCACUUUGACUGGCCCUUUGGUGACAUUCUCUGCAGACUGACAACACUUCUCUUCUUCGCAAAUACGUAUGCAGGUAUUGGCUUCAUGACCUGUAUCAGUCUGGAUCGAUACCUGGCCAUGGUGCAUCCACAAAGGCUGCAGUGGUUGCGGAGUGUGAGGGUGGUUCGCAGGGUCUCCUGCCUGGUCUGGGCUCUGGUAUCCCUGGAGGUAGCUCCUCUGAUGUUCCGCAGCAUGCUGCGUGAGCACCAGGGAAAACAAACCUGUAUGGAGUACUUUAACUUUGACGGCUCCCGCUUCACCCCUUAUCUCCUGCUUCUGGCCUGUACCAUCUCAUUCUGCUGUCCGCUCAUCAUCAUCAUGGGCUGCUACGCCAAGAUCAACCUGAAGCUGCGAACUGCAGCCAAGCAGAACUCCGUAACUGGUCGAUCGAGGAGGAAUCAUAGGGCCAACACCAUUAUUCUCCUCAUCCUCCUCACCUUUAUCAUAUGCUUUAGCCCUUACCACCUCAACGUUAUGCAGUUUAUGUCCAGAAAGAUACACCACCAGGCAACCUGCGAGGAACUGAGAGCCUUUAAGGUGUCCUUACAGAUCACAGUUUCUCUAAUGAACUUCAACUGCUGCUUGGACCCAGUCAUCUACUUCUUUGCCAUUAAGACCUACAAGAAGCGGGUGUUGAGCCUGUUUAAAGACUACAUCUAUACUUCCGGUGCCUCCUCCAAAAUGACAGCUGAGAACAGCAGCAGCAACACCUGAGAGAAACCACAGCUGAGCUUGCAGGAUACAUACAACCAGUGUCGCAGAGAAGACCUAGUUCACUCUGUUGAACUCAA
Molecule: messenger RNA, 1155 nt
Organism: Perca flavescens (yellow perch)
Lineage: Eukaryota; Metazoa; Chordata; Actinopteri; Perciformes; Percidae
Product: G-protein coupled receptor 183
Exons: 4
Coding region: 50-1078 (342 amino acids)
Biological process (GO): G protein-coupled receptor signaling pathway
Cellular component (GO): membrane
Molecular function (GO): G protein-coupled receptor activity; oxysterol binding
Source: RefSeq, a predicted model, not a curated record